Paramecium octaurelia is the source of this 252-nucleotide messenger RNA. Lineage: Eukaryota; Ciliophora; Oligohymenophorea; Peniculida; Parameciidae. The record is from the annotation of a GenBank genome assembly.
UGAAAAAAUUAAGGAAUGAGAAUCCUCCAAAGUUAAUAUUACAAAAUAGUUUUCUUUGGUAUAUUCAUAAAUAAUUUAUAAUAGUAUUCUUCAUAGUAGUAGUCUAUCAAGUAGCAUAUUAUGCUUAUAAAUAACACAAACUUAGUCCCAAAGGAAAUACUAUUCCAUAUAGUUUUUAGAUUAUCAAUUAAAGUCAUUGUAUUUAUUUUAAUAAUUAAUAUAUAAUUUAAUAGCCCAUCAUUGGGAUUUGAU